Spinacia oleracea (spinach) is the source of this 1008-nucleotide messenger RNA. RefSeq lists its product as uncharacterized. Lineage: Eukaryota; Viridiplantae; Streptophyta; Magnoliopsida; Caryophyllales; Amaranthaceae. The record is from RefSeq and is a predicted model, not a curated record. Bases 1 to 1008 code for a protein of 335 amino acids. The transcript has a single exon.
AUGGUACAACACGAACAACACCCCAACACUCACCAGGCGAUUGCUCUGCGCAGUCGGCCAGAACCUAUGGUUAUCGAGGAGACUAGAGAAGCACCUCAAAGAUACGCGCCGCGCCGUUACACCAUCCAAUCUGCAAACUCACCCCUGUGCGCGGACAUUCUGGAAGAACCGAUGGAGAAAUUGAAGUUCCCACUCUACAAGUAUGACGGAUCCACCGAUCCAGAGGUCCAUUGCAACACAUUCGAGCAACAUAUGAUGCUGUAUACAGAUUCCGAUGCCAUGUGCUGCAAAGUGUUUCCCUCCACACUGCUGGGAGUGGCGUCCGGGUGGUAUAAGGGAUUACCAAAGGGGUCAGUAUACAAUUACCGGCAGUUGGAAGCAGAGUUCAUGCUCCGGUUUAUCAGUCGGCAGCAGAGAAAGAAAACGUCAGGAGAACUGAUGGCAGUCACCCAAAAGAGCGGAGAGUCCUUGAGAGAUUACCUCACCAGGUUCAACAACGAAUCCACCAGCAUACUAAACUUGCAACAAGAGAUAGCCGUGGUGGCCCUGAUGAGAGGAAUGAACCACUGCGAGUUCAAAAAAUACUUGGGAAGGAAAUCCUUCACGGAUCUGGGAAGCGCACUGGUGAAGGCCCAUGAAUACAUCAAAAGUGAUGAACUGAUGACAAUCUCAAACCAUUAUCAGUCGGCACCGACUAGAUAUGUCGCGCCUAGGCUGGCUCAGCCGGCGCUGCAAAAUCAGAACAGGGGAUUUAGGAAGGAUGAUCAGAGGAGGGACCUCCGAGGGAGAGAUCACCGGAAACAGUCAACCAGCACCUACCCCACUUUCCAUGAAUACACCCCCUUGAAUGCCCCAAGAGCCGCAAUUUACAAUGUCAACAAGAACGAAAACUGGAAGAGGCCUCCACCAAUGAGCGACAAACCCAGACCACAGUCGAAGUACUGUGCAUUCCAUGACGAUUGUGGGCACUAUACGGAAGACUGCAGAGAUUUGAAAGAUAACAUAUAA